UACAGACCACUACACUAUGUAGGCGCGUGUUGCACUGUGUGCUCCAGUGCUAAGUGUCGUCGGAGACUUAACACAGCCACUUGCAUCAUGAUGACGCAAACCAGAACGACCCUUCCACUCGCAGCUCGCAGCGUACCAGCAUCUUUCUACACAGGACUGUGAAGUUCAACAUAUCUCUCGACAUCUUCCCAACAAUAUUGCCAUUGGAACUUUGCGGUCUGCGCAUCGCAACAAGCCGAGACCAUAUCCUCUGAGGUCCACCUUCGACGCUCAGCUGCAAGGACUCGGAUACAUUGGCAAGCGUCGCCAUCAACGCAAACGAGCGGGCCGCCGGAUGCAUGUACAAUGGGUAUCACUCCAGCCGCCUGGCCCUGUGCGUCAGCGCUGCUGACCAAAGCGAAAGAGAAGAGAGAGAAGGCGACGUACCAUGAACUCCAUAACAUUGAUCCUGAAGUGUUCAUCCAGCACGACCCAGCCAAGCGAGCACCUGCGAGUACGGUGCGUUCAGCACGAAUUGCACAUGGUUCUGUCCAGAAUAGGCAUCUGCCGAUCAUGACCGGCUGCACGCCCCGCGCAGCGUACUCCGGGCGGUUCUGCAGCAGUGAAUGCAAUGCGCGGAGCUGCAUCGGAAUCACGCGCUCCCUCCCCGCGAGCGGCAGCCGCGCCAUCUCGCGCGUGUCGCAUGAGGGGUACACGACGCGCGUGCGUACGGUCGCGGCGGGCCCGAACGGGGGUACGCGAGCACGAUGUCGACGUGCCGAUUCGUCCAGCCCGAGUUGACCAGCACGGCACUCACGCGGCGCAGCGUGAGCGCGUAAAGCAGCAUGAACGCGUGAUAGUACGCGCGCUUUGAAGAAUCCGAGUGAACGUGUAUUGAACACGAACAACGACCUCGUCGCCCUCUGAAGCGUCGACUUCCUGUUGAAGAUCGCUCCAACCAAUCUUGAUUCUCACUGGGUUUUCGGUGCGCCAUGGGACUACAGGGACAGUUGAGCUCUGAUAGGCUGAAAAAAUACAGAGAAUGACGAGCUUUUCCGUAACUUCGAUGUCCAACUCCGCUAAUUCCUCGCCAACAAGUUUCCUGAGAUGUACAUGAGUGCGGAACUGUCUUUCAAGGUCGAGAAAUCCAUUAUCUGGUCGACACAGUUGAUGCGGACAUAUUUUACGCUCUCUGAAUGCGGUACAACAUAUAUGUCAUUGAUCCGUAGCAUUUCCCAAAGACAUAGCCUUAUUACAACUUAUAAUACCUGAUCCCAAACUGACCAGAGGCUGACUCCCGUCUGAGCAUACUUGACAAGAUCUUACCGGCCUGACCACCGCCUGAGGAUAUGUGGUCAGGGUCUGACAACAAGCCG
Molecule: messenger RNA, 1355 nt
Organism: Mycena citricolor
Lineage: Eukaryota; Fungi; Basidiomycota; Agaricomycetes; Agaricales; Mycenaceae
Source: the annotation of a GenBank genome assembly